AUGUUUCUAAACGUCGAUGCUUGUAUCGAAACUUUAAAAGGCGGUGAAUGCGUCAGCGAACAAGAAUUGCGUCAAUUAUGCCAAUAUGUAUCUGAACUAUUGAUGGAAGAGUCCAAUGUCCAGCCAGUCUUGUCCCCCGUCACCAUUGUGGGCGACUUGCACGGACAGGUAUUUGACUUGCUCAAUUUGUUAAAGGUUGGAGGAUGGCCUCCGGAGACUUCGUAUGUGUUUUUGGGAGAUUUUGUGGAUCGUGGGCACAAUUCUGUCGAAACACUGAGUCUAUUGCUAGCUCUAAAGCUCAAAUACCCCGGACAUGUGACACUUUUGAGAGGGAAUCAUGAGUCUCGACAAAUUACUCAAGUCUAUGGAUUCUAUGAUGAAUGCCUCCGGAAAUAUGGAAAUGCAAGUGUAUGGAGACACUGCGUCCAGUGCUUUGAUUGCUUUGGAUUAGCCGCCCUAAUUGAUGAACAAGUCCUUUGUGUACACGGCGGUUUGAGUCCAGACGUUCGCACUCUAGACCAAGUACGAGCCAUUGAUCGGAAUCAAGAGAUCCCUCACGAAGGUGCCUUUUGCGAUUUGGUCUGGAGUGAUCCAGAAGACAUUGCUGGCAGUUGGCAGCUCUCGCCUCGUGGGGCCGGCUACUUGUUUGGAAAGCGGGUCACGGAUGAAUUCCACGAAGUCAACGAUUUGCAGUGCCUGGCUCGGGCACACCAGUUGGUCAUGGAAGGCCGAAAAUAUCAUUUUGACAAGAGGCUUGUGACUGUUUGGUCAGCACCAAACUACUGCUAUCGAUGCGGGAAUGUGGCUGCCAUUUUGGAGAUUGGGGACAAGCCUGCAAAAACAAACAACUCGGCCUCUAACAAUAGCAAUGACGAAGCAGAACAAAAGGCAGAGAACGAAGGUUUCGAAGGAAGCAUACCGCAACGAUUUCAGUUCUUCAAAGAGACUGCAGAGUCUGUUCAUGGGCCACGAGGAGCAGAAAGGGCGCAACUCGUUCCAUACUUUUUGUAA
Cylindrotheca closterium is the source of this 1011-nucleotide messenger RNA. The record is from the annotation of a GenBank genome assembly. NCBI's taxonomy places the organism in Eukaryota, Bacillariophyta, Bacillariophyceae, Bacillariales, Bacillariaceae.